Messenger RNA from Effrenium voratum, 1488 nucleotides. The record is from the annotation of a GenBank genome assembly. NCBI's taxonomy places the organism in Eukaryota, Dinophyceae, Suessiales, Symbiodiniaceae.
AUGCCCUUAGUGUCAGUGGUCCGCUGGUGGGGGAGUUCCACGCGCCAGCUCCGGCGCACGCUGCUCCAGGGCCCGGAGAAGGCCUCGGAGGUGUUGCUGCGCUGGGGGGUGCCGCAGCACGUGGUGAACAGCGGGAGUUUGCUGGGGCAGUACCUGGCGCAGAACCCACACCUCGUGGAGGAUGGCGCGAGCGCACAGCUGAGCCAGAUCGUGGCAAAGGUCUAUGAAUGCUUCGACGUGGAGUACCGCUCCGGCCUCGGCGACUCUGGCCUUGUGCUGGCGCCCCGCGGGCGCCGCGGGAGCGACGGCGGAAGCACGCGGCGGAAGUCUCACGCGACGCCGGCGGGAAAGACGCGCCCCCGGCCACCCCGCCUGGAGCCGCUGGAGCCCAUCGACGCCUCCGCCUCGAACUCUGCGACCAAGUCCUGCAGGUCGGACCAGUCUUCGCCAUCACCGCGGCGGGCAACAUCCCCCACAUCCCCGUCCUGCCGAACGCCAACCUCGCCGAGGUCAGCAGGGUCCAGAUGGGGCAAGUCCAAAACCAGCACGCUCACUGGCAAUGACACACCGGCCUUGGAGACACGCCCGGCCACGGUGGCCGGCGGCACACUUCGCCUAGACCGACUGGACGGAGGGGAGGACUUGGCACAGACCUUGCCCGGCAGACUGGGCUACCAAAGCCCCAGGUUCCGCCAGAAGACCCCAGUGAUGCCGAGCAGCUUUAUGAUGUGGAACGAGCGAGAGAAGGGCGCCAGCGAGCGCCAUCGCGCGGAGAGCAGCCCCACCAAGAAGGUGGAGCAGUCCUCGAAGCAUAGCGCACGAGAGAUGGUGCCGCUGAGUAUCUCCAAGAAGUGUGCGACGAAGAUCGUCAAGGACCAAGGGGAGCUGAAGCGCAUCUUCGACUUCUACGACAAGGACGGGUCUGGGCUCAUCGACGUGGAGGAGUUCAUCCCAUUGCUGAACCGGGUCUUGAAACAGCCCGAGCCCAUGAACAAGACAGAGGUCUGGAAGAUUUGGGAUGAUAUCGAUCAGGAUGGCAGCGGGCAGAUCUCCUUCGAGGAGUUUCAGGGUUGGUACUGCGGAGCAUUCCACCUGGACGGCAACCCGGACAGGACGGAGUUCAUCACACAGAAUGACGUACCUGCGCAUGAGGCCAUGAUCCGCAACAUCGCGAAGAAGCUCGGUUUGGACUUCUUCAAGGUGGAUAGUCUUUGGACCAGGUUCUGCCACGCGGAUUUGGACGCCAACGGCUGCCUGGACUACUCGGAGUUCGCUUGUCUGAUCCAAAGGGAGCUGGCGCCAUCUGGGAACCCCGUGGUCCCCGACAAGGUGGUCCAAAAGUUUUGGAUCGAGAUUGAUGCGGACAAGUCUGGGGUAGUCAGCUUCGGGGAGUUUGCUGCCUGGUAUAUGAAGUUCCUCUUUGGCGGCAAGUCCCCCAUGGAGCAGUACUACGCGGCCUUUGGCCGGAACAAGUUCAGCUUCGUCUGA